Molecule: messenger RNA, 2032 nt
Organism: Morone saxatilis (striped sea-bass)
Lineage: Eukaryota; Metazoa; Chordata; Actinopteri; Moronidae
Gene: slc39a9
Product: solute carrier family 39 member 9
Biological process (GO): zinc ion transport; transmembrane transport
Cellular component (GO): membrane
Molecular function (GO): metal ion transmembrane transporter activity
Source: RefSeq, a predicted model, not a curated record
GUGGACACCACAGCCACGGCCAGGCUGGAGUCGUGGAAGCGUCCGAGGCGAAGGGUGACGCAGAAGCAGUCCUGAGCGCCGGCGGGAAACAUGAGCACAGUCACGAGCAGCUUCACGCCUGCAUCGGAGUGUCUCUGGUCCUGGGCUUCGUCUUCAUGCUGCUGGUGGACCAGAUAGGCAGUUCCCAUGUGCACAGCACUGAAGAUCCAGAGUCAGCAAGGGUCACCUCCUCAAAAAUCACCACCACCCUGGGUCUCGUGGUCCAUGCUGCAGCUGAUGGGGUGGCACUAGGAGCUGCUGCCUCUACCUCUCAGACCAGCGUUCAGCUCAUUGUCUUUGUAGCUAUCAUGCUGCACAAGGCCCCAGCAGCGUUCGGCCUGGUAUCGUUCCUGAUGCAUGCUGGUCUUGAGAGGAACCGCAUCCGCAAACAUCUUCUGGUCUUCGCCCUGGCAGCGCCCGUCCUCGCCAUGCUCACCUUUUUAGGCCUCAGUCAGAGCAGCAAGGAGGCUCUGUCAGACAUCAACGCCACCGGUGUCGCCAUGCUUUUCUCUGCUGGCACCUUCCUCUACGUGGCCACCGUUCACGUCCUCCCUGAGGUCGGCGGUGGCGGCCACAGCCACGCUCCUGCCGGAGGGAAUGGAAGCAAGGGACUGAGCAAGGUGGAGGUGGGAGCUCUGGUGCUGGGUUGCCUCAUUCCUCUGGUGCUGUCCGUCGGUCACCACCAUUAGACACAGAGCUCAGGACGAAUUUCAGACGGGUGUACAGUGGAGAGAAGCGGAAACAGAGACUUCAAACAUUGUGGGAUCUAAAUGUCUUAUUGCUUGUUGUCUCCUGAUGGACCUCGUGGACCAGACUGGUGCUCAUUGCGGGGACAUCUUAAGACUUGAAACUGACCUUGAAACAGGGAAUGAAUGAUGUAUCAGAGUUGCUGCAGUGACAACCAAGGCAUGCAGCGAUGCUGACACUGAGGGCAAACAUCUCGCAGCUACUGUAUGUGUCCAUUUAUUCCAUCAGAAAUCUUUUUUUUUUUUUUUUAACGAGAUUUGGGCACUUUAGCUCUGUUUAUUUACAUCACCAUGGAGGUUUCAGUGUUGCAUUAUCGUGAUAGUCCAAAGUCAAAGAACCUACUUUGAUUUCAUUACAGUGAUGUUUUACUAGAUGGCAGUUGCACAGUGAGAUUUAGAUGGAUUUAAACCUGUGAUAUCAAGAAAGAAAACUUUUUUUUUUUUUUUUAAUAAUUGUACAGAGUGUAAAUCUCUAAGCAACAAUCCAGAUUGGUUUAAACUAAUUUUCAAGUGCCAUAUUAGGAAGUUGGAGCAGAUAACUGAAGAGAUCACGGCGACGUUACGGUUCGUAGAAAGCGUCCCUGUCCUAUUUCCUUACCGAGAUCUUUUUCUUGCAGCCAGCCGUGAAGCGGGAUGAGAGAUGAGUCCGAAUAACCAGCUAGAUGCUUGUGACAGUUUUUGUCUUUGGCUAGUGAGUUUAUCUACUAAGUGGAGGUUUGUCCUGUUAGAAAAGUUGUGAUGAGCAGUUUCUUGACCUGAUUGGAAGCCUUUCUAUGAUGAAUACUGAUGGUGCGUCUCUCCUGUAAAACCACACGUAAAGGUUCAUCGAUUAAUCUGCUCAAACUCGAUUCCAGUGUUUAAGGAAAAGACACAACCAGCCUUGAUGUACCACAACAUAAAGUGUCACUUUUAUUUUGUCUGUUUAGUUUCUGGAUGUGUGUAUAUCUGUUCUGUUUUACUUGGAGAGUAAUUAUAAAUAGAUGAUGGAGGAAAAAUCUGUAUAGAAUUGUCUUAAGUGAUUGUUUAGAGUGUUAUUAAGCUUCUUUAUAGGUGGGGGGUCAUUUCAACAGCUCCGUGUGAAUGGCGAUUUGCCUUGCAGGGGGCAUGAACUGGAUGAAAACGUUUAGGGACCAUCGGCUCAGGAGAACAGACAUAUUGCAGAUCCCGUGAGCAAGAUUUUUUUUUUUUUUUUAGCUUUUUAGUUGGUUUACCCUUCAUUAAUUAAUCAUACCUGAGCAAUAAUCAUA